Molecule: messenger RNA, 399 nt
Organism: Trichomycterus rosablanca
Lineage: Eukaryota; Metazoa; Chordata; Actinopteri; Siluriformes; Trichomycteridae
Gene: sprn
Product: shadow of prion protein
Exons: 1
Coding region: 1-399 (132 amino acids)
Cellular component (GO): membrane
Source: RefSeq, a predicted model, not a curated record
AUGAAUAGAGCUGUGGCCACCUGCUGGAUCUUCCUGCUUCUAUCCGCCUUCCUAUGUGACCCAGUGAUAUCAAAAGGUGGCAGAGGGGGUGCUAGGGGUUCUGCUAGAGGUUCUGCCCGGAGCACCUCUCGUGGCGGCCGCACGUCUCGUAUCGGUGGCUCGUCCUCUGUCAGGGUGGCGGGAGCAGCUGCAGCCGGGGCUGCAGUAGCACUUGGUGCCGGAGGAUGGUACGCUUCAGCCCAACGCCCACCGGAUAGCUCGGAGCGUGGAGAUGACAAUUACAGCAACAGGACAGACUGGGAGAUUUACUCUGCCCGAACGUCUAGUGCAGUGACUCAUAGUUUCAAAUAUGGCGGACUGUUCUCACUGAUACUGCCAAUGAAAUAUCUCAUUCCUUGA